Molecule: messenger RNA, 1350 nt
Organism: Aspergillus calidoustus
Lineage: Eukaryota; Fungi; Ascomycota; Eurotiomycetes; Eurotiales; Aspergillaceae
Source: the annotation of a GenBank genome assembly
AUGCUCGACGAGAACCUUCCCACAUUUUACCUCAAGCCAGGGAGCAAGGAUACACCUCACCUUUCGCAAAUAUACCUCCUCCAGUACGGAAACGAGCCCGACCCAGUUUAUUCCUGCCACUACCCUGACCCUUCCUCCCCCGAAUCUAAGAACCGCUAUGCCGCCGCACUCUACGACCCUUACGUUCCCGACGUCGUCUAUGGCGAGGUUCUGAUCAUCCCUGAAUGGACUCAACCGACACUCUCGGCGGACGCUAUCCGCCAAAAUGGUGGCGUUCCGCCACCCCCGGAGCCGAUCCUCCCAAACAAAUUCACCAUCCAGCUUUACAACCCUGACCAACAGAUCGUGGUGAGCUACAAGCCGAAGACAUGGAAUAGCCCGCCCUCCUGGUCGUUUGAGAUGCCACAACACAGCUUCCGUGAGCCUACCGGAUCGUCUCUCGAUCGCGUUCAGCUCGACCCGGCUGUCGCAGGCACAACCCCCAAGUUGCGCUUCACCUGGAAGAGGGACAGCAAGCUGUCCAAGGAUCUCACGUGUCUACUCCGCGGCAAGACCUCCGCCAUUCCCGAAACCAAGACCAAGAGCAAGGAACCGGACAUUACUGUCUCGAUGUUCAAGGCGCUGCGCGAACUGACGCUGUACGAGCCGAACCUAUACCGUGUUGAAAUGGAGGAUUUCAAGGGUCUAGAGCUUGUUCUCUUGCUGGGAGCAAUGACUAUCCGCGACGUCUAUUUCGCUCCCCCCAAGGAAGCGUUCCGUAUCUCGAGACAGAACUCUGCAACUGCUUCACCAACUUCCAACUCCCCCAUCGCUCCUAGUCCAACGUCGAACAGGCUGCCUGCCGGCUCGGGACCCCUGAUGACUGAUAUCCCUCCCGCUCCACAACCACAACCGGUCCGGAGCCCGCAACUUACAAGGCAGCAUGAACAACUUAGGAGGGAGGAAGAACGACGGAUACGGAAAAUGCUGGAUGAGGAAGAAAAGGCGCGCCAGAAGCGUCAAGCCGAGGUUGACAAAGAGACCCGGCGGCUACAGAAGCUGUAUGGUGACGAGGAAAAGCAAGUUCGACUGCAGACACCGUCUUUGCCACCACGACCAUCCAUACAGGAGCCUCCAAGACCAGCUCCACGAUACUACGAUUAUAACCAAGGUCCGCCUCCAGUCUCACAUGGCGGAUCGAGACCCUAUAUGCAACUCCCUGGCCAAAUGUCGACGAUGAGCUUGUUGUCUCCACCACGACCACAGUCGACAGCGAACCAGGGGCUGCAGAAUAAGCGCAGCAGUUUCUUUGGACUCCGACGAGUUUCGGAAGAAGGAAAAUUGACGAAAAAGCGCAGUUCCAUGUUUUGA